GCCAAACACGCUUGUUUCUGCAGGAUGUCAUCAUAUACCUAGUUCCGUUAGCCAAGAACCCUCACUUAUCGCUUGUCGUCGUGUUUCCUCCCAUUCUCAAGAGGCCUGCAUUAUGAUGCCCCGCGUGUCCUUUAUCUUCUUGCUGCUUUUUUUUGUGAUUCAGGUCUAUGCGCACCCAUUAAGCUUCCUCCGCAAAUUCUCUGUGACCUCCCAAGAGGGCGGUUGGUUGUGGGGUUGGGUUUGGGGCGCUGAAAGCACCGUUUCUGUGGUGGAUCGGACACCGACUCUAACCUUCCAUUCAAGGCCUGCGUCUUUUGGCCAGGAACUCAAGGAGUCACUCUUAGGAUAUGUCAUUCCAUUGUCUUCAUUCACGACUUCAUGCCCUGGCAACGAUACCUCACUGCUAGACCGUGAUUCGAAUUCGGGCUGCCCAAAGCGAUGCAUAGGUGGUCCCCACCAACCGGAUCCAAGCGAGUCUUGGAUUGCCCUAGUGCAACGAGGCCAUUGCUCCUUCGUAGACAAAGUCCGGGAAGCCCAGAGACUGGGUGCCAGGGGCGUUGUCGUCGGAGGCGAAGAUCCCGACAUUAGCGGCCAACCAGACAUACUCGUCAGUAUGUAUAGUACAGGCGAUGCUUCUGAUGUUGAAAUUGUUUCUACCUACAUCACAUGGUCGGAUUACAAGGAACUAUCUCUGUUAAUACACUCGUCUACGACCUCUCAUGCUGGCUUAAAAACGCUUUCACUUAUGAUCACUACUCAAUACUCGCCUUGGGAAUGGUAUUCCCCAAUAUUAACAUUCAUAGUUAUCCUAAUACUCCCCUCUUGUCUCACAUUCGUCACACUCCUCAUCCAUCGUAUCCGCAUGGCUCGUGCAGCUCAACGUGAUCGUGCUCCGGAAAACAUCGUCAAAGGUUUUCCAUGGCGGGUCUGGAAUGGCACUGCAUGGGAGAAACACGAAGGAAUUACGACACAUGGAAGCCAUUCAACCGGGUCACACGACAGUGAUCUAGAGUCAGGUCCUUCAGAUCAAAACGCAUCGUCGCCCUCCACAUCUCAUGAAGCACUAGAUCAUGCGCCGAUACCAUGGUGUGAGACGCAGGUGGAAUGUGCUAUCUGUUUAUCGGAAUUUGUCAAAGGAGAUCGCGUCCGGGAGUUGCCGUGUCAUCACAUUUUCCAUCUGGAGGAAGUUGAUUCAUGGUUGAUCAACCGGAAGAAAUUGUGUCCUGUCUGCAAAGCAGAUGUCACUCAGCCCUGGCAUCUUUCUCAAGCAAAUAAGACACGUGCUGCACCUACUAAUGCACAAAGUUCUGAUUCUGAUGCAAUAUCUUCGUCCGUUGUUACGGCUCCCAUUACGGAACUGACACCCCUACUUCGAGACCGCAGCGGGAGCACCGGCUCAUGACAUGAAAUGACAAUGAUUGUGUUGAAUUUUUUUUUUUGUUGUUGUAUGAUAUAUGAUAAGGCGGCCUCUCGGGUUCUCUUCUAGUUUGCUCUGCGCAUCGCGCACUGCGAUGUACCGUAUUUUCAAUUGUAGUACCAUGUGCUCACCAAUAAUACCGAUGUACUCUGUAA
Molecule: messenger RNA, 1572 nt
Organism: Suillus bovinus
Lineage: Eukaryota; Fungi; Basidiomycota; Agaricomycetes; Boletales; Suillaceae
Exons: 5
Coding region: 113-1402 (429 amino acids)
Source: RefSeq, a predicted model, not a curated record